AUGUCAAAUAAUCGUCACGCCUGUAUUAUUCACCACAAGAAUCUAGUCCUAUAUUUCCUCUCGAAGGAUAACAAAAUUCCUGACGUUAGUAAUUGCAAAACAUUCAAAGACUUUCAUGCAACUCGCCUCUACAACAGAUGGGCUAAGAAGAAGAAAUAUCAGAAUUUUUCGAACCGAUUAGGAAUUUCUUUCACCACAUCAUACCAUGCGUAUAACACUAACGUCGUCGCUACAAAAGGACUUGAUUUUAUUUACUGUAAAAAAUAUGGGAAUCUUCAAUUUAUUCCCAGUUCAUCUCCAAAAGUCAAGAAAAGACAAGAAGCACGCUUUAAUGCUUUGGUUAGGCAUACCUUUCACAACGCCAAGCUGGAUGAUAAUGCGCAGACAAAUGAUAAACUCCGAGCUGCACGACAUCACAAAUUAUUAUUUCAAGAAAAUCAACGAUUCACCGCUCCUAUCAGACAUCUUCGAUACAAGAAAAAAUUUAUCGAACCAUCACAGGGUUAUUACACCUUUCCGAUUCCAUUUCCUGAAUCUAAGACCGUAUCUGUACCUGUUAUAGCGGAGACAAUUUGUAAUAUUAGCUCUGUCGCAUCUACAUCGAAUGAUAAUCCUAUACCCCCAGCUAAUACUGACAAUUGGGAGAACGUACCUGAACAUUAUAUUCCGUUAAUUCCUUGA
Rhizophagus irregularis DAOM 181602=DAOM 197198 is the source of this 681-nucleotide messenger RNA. RefSeq lists its product as uncharacterized. The record is from RefSeq and is a predicted model, not a curated record. NCBI's taxonomy places the organism in Eukaryota, Fungi, Glomeromycota, Glomeromycetes, Glomerales, Glomeraceae.